Messenger RNA from Colletotrichum karsti, 837 nucleotides. RefSeq names its product enoyl-CoA hydratase/isomerase. The coding region runs from base 1 to 837 and encodes 278 amino acids. Lineage: Eukaryota; Fungi; Ascomycota; Sordariomycetes; Glomerellales; Glomerellaceae. The record is from RefSeq and is a predicted model, not a curated record. Gene Ontology annotation, molecular function: enoyl-CoA hydratase activity. Gene Ontology annotation, cellular component: mitochondrion. The transcript has a single exon. Gene Ontology annotation, biological process: fatty acid beta-oxidation.
AUGGGAGAAUCGCCGACAGAGACGCCGCCACCGGCGACGCCAUCGUUUCUCAAGCUUUCUUACCCUGCGCCUCGAGUCCUUCUUGUCCGGAUGGAUAGGCCAAAAGACCUCAACGCGAUGUCGACCGCUGCGCAAUGGGAGAUGGACUCGGUGUGGAAGUGGUUCGAUCAAGAACCCAACCUCAGCGUUGCAAUAAUCACAGGCACAGGACGCGCCUUCUCAGCCGGAGCAGACUUGAAGGAAUGGAACAACAGCAUGGCUUCCGAGGCCGACCCGAGCAAACGAAUGGGCAACGCGCCGGCCUUCAAGCCCCUAUCCCGAAGACUGGGAAAGAAACCCGUGAUCGCGGCAGUGAACGGACUGGCGAUGGGCGGCGGGUGCGAGUUCAUCGUCAACUGCGACCUCGUCGUAGCCGCGGACGACGCAUAUUUCGGACUGCCCGAGGUCAAGCGCGGCAUCGCAGCGAUAGGCGGCGCCCUCCCGCGACUAAUACGGACAAUCGGCCUUCAACGAGCGAGCGAGUUCGCCCUGACGGGGCGCAACGUAUCAGCGCAAGAGAUGGCACAAUGGGGGAUCGUGAACAAGGUGGUGCCCAAGGACAAGGUCGUCGAGGAGGCGGUGCGUUAUGCGCAAAUGAUUGCCGUCAACUCCCCGGACGCCAUCAUCUGCACCAGGGCCGGGCUGAGGCAGGGCUGGGAGACGGCGGCGGUUGAAAGGGCCGUUGAGUGGACUCUCGAGAAGGAGUUUGCUGAGCUGCAGAAGGGGGAGAAUAUCCUCGAGGGUCUCAAAGCGUUCUCCGAGAAACGGGAGCCGCGGUGGAAAGGUAGCAGGCUGUGA